Messenger RNA from Musca domestica (house fly), 5377 nucleotides. Its product is annotated as ubiquitin carboxyl-terminal hydrolase 46. The record is from RefSeq and is a predicted model, not a curated record. Gene Ontology annotation, molecular function: cysteine-type endopeptidase activity; cysteine-type deubiquitinase activity. Bases 1661 to 2893 code for a protein of 410 amino acids. The transcript is spliced from 3 exons. Lineage: Eukaryota; Metazoa; Arthropoda; Insecta; Diptera; Muscidae. Gene Ontology annotation, cellular component: cytosol; nucleus. Gene Ontology annotation, biological process: protein deubiquitination.
AACUCGACCUAUGAAUCCCUAUUGCCAAUUGCCAAACGAACGAAAAAAACGACAGACGUGAUACGGUCUGGCAAAUUUCUUUAAGUUGAUUGUCGUUAGAAGAUUUGUCCAAAAAAAUAACGAAGAAAAUCCGUGUAAAAUUGCAAAUAAAACCAAGGCCAAGUUACCGAAAGCAAAGAAGAAAAUGUAAAGCAAAUAUAUCAUUAAAUCCUUGCUCAACUAACAUAAAAUACGUAAGCAAUUAGAAAUUAGUGCCCGUUGUCAUAAUUUACACAAAGCUAACGAAACGACAGAGAGAAAAAACCAACAAACAACAACAAAUUGUGAAACUCCAAUUGUUUGUGCAUGUAUUUGUGUUUUGUAGCUUGAAAAAAAGGUAAAUUAUUGAACAGUGGUUAUUUUCUCAAAAAAAAAGUGUGAAUUCUAAUUGUUUGAUUGAAAGAAAGCUAAAGAAAUAAAAGGAAAAUAGCAAAUAAGCAGAAAAACGGUAAUUUACAACAAACCCAACCGCAAACAACAACAAAAAUAAAAAGAAAGAAAACGAAACGAAGUAUACGUAAUUUGGUCAUAUCAUAUUGCAAAAGCAGAGAGAAAAAAGAAGUACAACAAAAACAACAACAGCAUCAACUCUAAUACCAACAACAACAACAACACUAAGCCACAACGUUAACCCACCAGCACAGUGAGCAAUAAAAAGAACAAGUGACGAAUGGAGGGGACCUUUUAACAGCUUGAACUAAAACGUUUUUCUGUGCUGCUGCUAUUGUUUAUAAAACAUUGUAUGUGUGUCAGUGUGUUUGUUUUGUUGUUGCAAAACAAAAACCAGUGCAAUUUUAAGAAACAAGAAAUAUUUAAAAUAUUUUUGUUAUACGGGGCAUUAAACCACCAAGAAAUUAUUACUCUCUUUAAGGCAUAACUAAAAAUCCCGAAAUUCUACAUCAUCACACCAGUAUCAUCAACAACAACAACAACUACAAAACUAAGAUUUCUAUAAGCUGAAGCUGAAAAAAACAAAACAACAGAAAUUCUUCCAAAUCAUCGGCGAUUUAUGACAUUAUCUAUUCCCGCAUCGCGCCCUCAACGUCAUAACCUCCCGUACCACCCCUUAUCUUUUGUGUAUACGUUAAACGUAUCUUGAAGUUUUUAAAACUUUCAACCUCCUAUUUUUGGAAAUUUUGGAAUUUUUUUUUUGAAAUCAACGGCAUUACAAAUUCUGUUUGAUUUCGAAGGGACGACGGACGUCAUCAACAACAAUUUUUGGAAAUCUUUCCCCCACCCCCUACGCUCCCUAAUUAUAGAAAUUCAUUAGUUUUCUCUCACUCUCACAAUUGGUGUACGAAAAUUUAUGCCCAAACAUCGUUAGAACGCUCCAGAACAUCAACACACACACGGAUUUGUUUUGUGCCAACCAGGCCGGAGAAAUCUUCAACUUCCUUAAUUCGCAAGCAAAGGAAAACGGAAUUAAUCGGAACAAGAGAAGAGAGAAAAUUGAAAAAGUUGGAAAAUGAAAUGAGUUUUUAAGAUAAACAAAAAGAAGUGAAACAGAAAAAUCUUCAGAGUCUGCGGUGGUGGUGUUGAAAUUUCUCCCUUGCAAAAGAAUCUCAAAGCCGUCACAUUGAAGUCUUGCAUCAGUGGUGGUGGUGGCAAUAAAAAAGGAAAAAUGGGCGCCAAUGUUUCACAGCUGGAAAAGGAAAUCGGUUCCGAUCUCUUUCCACCCAAUGAGCACUACUUUGGUCUGGUGAAUUUCGGCAACACCUGCUACAGCAAUUCCGUGUUGCAGGCCCUGUAUUUUUGCAAGCCAUUUCGUGACAAGGUGUUGGAGUACAAGGCCAAAAAUAAGAGACCCAAAGAAACCCUUUUAUCCUGUUUGGCGGAUCUUUUCUACAACAUUGCCACGCAAAAGAAAAAGGUUGGCUCCAUUGCCCCCAAAAAGUUCAUUGCCCGCCUGCGCAAGGAGAAGGAGGAGUUCGACAACUACAUGCAACAGGAUGCCCAUGAAUUUUUGAAUUUUCUCAUCAAUCACAUCAAUGAAAUCAUAUUGGCCGAGCGUAAUGCCAGCAAAAGUGGUGGAGGUGGAGGCAAUGCCACAUCGUCGGCUGGUACGGCAGCGGCAGCCACCAAAUCCUCAUCGACCACCUCGACCUCAACCACGGUCUCCAACUCCUCGACCAAUGGUACUUGCUCAAAUUCAACGGGCUCCAUAAACGGCAUUGGUAUUGGCAUCUCCGAUGCCACCACCCCCACCCAGGGCGGUGGCAGUCCGGCCAACAGCGAGCCCACCUGGGUCCAUGAGAUAUUCCAGGGAACUCUCACCUCGGAGACGCGUUGCCUCAACUGUGAAACGGUCAGCAGCAAGGAUGAACAUUUCUUCGAUCUCCAGGUGGAUGUCGACCAGAAUACCUCAAUCACCCAUUGUCUGCGGUGCUUCAGCAACACCGAAACCCUCUGUUCGGACAAUAAAUUCAAAUGCGACAACUGUUGCAGCUAUCAAGAGGCUCAAAAGCGUAUGCGUGUCAAAAAGUUGCCAAUGAUUUUGGCCCUGCAUCUGAAACGCUUCAAAUACAUGGAACAAUUCAAUCGUCACAUCAAGGUCUCACAUCGUGUGGUCUUUCCCCUGGAACUGAGGCUGUUCAACACCUCAGAUGAUGCUGUGAAUCCGGAUCGCCUAUAUGAUCUUAUGGCUGUGGUCAUCCAUUGCGGUUCGGGACCGAAUCGUGGCCAUUACAUUAGCAUUGUCAAGAGUCAUGGUCUGUGGUUGCUCUUCGACGAUGAUAUGGUCGAUAAGAUUGAGGCUUCGACCAUUGAAGAUUUUUAUGGCCUCACCUCGGAUAUCCAGAAAUCAUCGGAAACGGGUUAUAUUCUGUUUUAUCAAUCGAGGGAUUGUAAUGUUUAAAAGGGAAAUAGGCCAUUAAUUAUUUUAUAAUCGCAAUAAAACAAUAUGUAAUGUCUACAAAGUGUGCAAAAGUCGUAGGUGAAAAUUAUUUAGAGGAAGAACAUCACAAUCAAAAAUGAACACCUUCCCAGCAAAUAAUCUCAUUACCAAGUAAUGUGUUAAUAUUUGUCUCAUUACCAAAUAUGGAGUUAAUAUGGCAUUUUACUUUGCCUCACCAUCCCGGAAACCAAUCUCAUUACCAAGUAAGGUGUUAAUAUGGCACUUUUGUUUUACCUCAUUACCAAAUAAUGAUCUAAAAUUGCAUUUCAUUACCAAAUAUAGAGUUAAUAUGACAUUUUAGUUUGUCUCAUUACCAAAUAAAGAGUUAAGAUUACACGAUUAAGGAUUUUGACUACUCAAUGUCGACAAAAAUCGAAGUCGAUUUCGUAAGAGGGACUUAACAAAAUAUUUAGGAGGAGGAAAUUACACUCAAAAAUGUCCACCUACCCAGCAAACAAUCUCAUCAAUAAAUAAUGAGUAAAAAUUGAAUUUUUGGUUGCCUCAUUACCAAAUAAGGAGUUACUACGAUAUUCUUAUUUUCCCCAUUACCAAAUAAUGAGUUAAUAUGGCACUUUUGUUUGCCGAGGUUGAGCACCGAUUUUGUCGAUUCGAAGAGGUAUUUAAAAAUUAUUUCGAUGAAGGAAAAUUCAUUAAAAAAUCUCCACCUACCCAGGAAACAAUCCCAUUACCAAGUAAUGAGUUAAUGUUGCAUGUUUAUUUGCUCCAUUAUUAAAUAAUAAUUUAAUAUUGUAUUUUUGUUGGUCUCAUUACCAAAUAAUCAGUUAAUGCUGCAAUUUUAUUGGCCGAAAAGUCCCUUUCGACUUCGUAAGAGGAAAAUACAUCCAAAAAUAUCCAUCUACCCAGCAAACAAUCCCAUUACCAAGUAAUGAGUUAAUAUUACAUUUUCGUUUGCCCAGGUUUAAUAUCGAUUUUGUCGACUAGAAAUUGAUUUAGGAUUUUGAAUUUUAAAUCCAAUAUCGACGUGUGAAGUUUUCAAUAUUAAUUUGUCGAUUGGUAGGUUGAAUAAUAUCGAUUUUCAAUUUUUUCGGGGUAUAAAUAAAAUAACGAAAAAUCUGAAAUUAAAUUAUGUGUUUAUUGUUGCAUAUUUUAGGGGUGAAAAUAAAACUCCCCGAAAUGAUAAUCCAAAAAUCGAAUAUAUAAGGAGAGAAAUAAGUUAAGAUUGAUAUUUUGAAUAGAUAAACCAUUCCACUUCUAAUUACUGGUAAUGCAUGAACGAUUCUUUGUACACUACUUGGUAAUGGAAUACCAAAUUUUGCUGGGCAUUAAUAAAAUAAUUAACUACAGAAUAAAAAAUUUCUUGACAUUGUCAAAAUUUAAAAUGUCUUGCUAUCUUUUACCUUACCUUGUAAUGAGUUGUUGUGCAGCUCAUGUAGCUAUAAAUUUUUUACGGGGCCAGAUUCCAACUGUAACUCGUACUUACUUGUAAGGAGAAAAAUAAGUUAUUUUCGAUUGCGAUUUUGAAAAGAUAACCCAUUAUUUUUCUCUUUACUGGGAAUGCAUGAAUGCCUUUUUGUACACUACUUUGUAAUGGGAUGUCAAUUCUUUACUUGUAAGGAGAAAAAUAAAUUAUUUUGGAUUUAUAACCCACAAUUUUGAAUUUAUAACCCAUUAUUUUUCUUAUUACCGGUAAUGCAUGAAUGUCUUUUUGUACAUUCGUCUGUAAUGGGAUACCGAAUUUUGCAUUUUUUUUUAUCAAGAAAAUGAUUAAAAAUCUAAAAUAAAAUAACCGUUUAUCGUUGCAUAUUCUUUGGCUGAAUUGCAAAGUCUUGAGAAAAUUAUUCCAUAAUUUAAAAUAUCUUUGCAAUUUUUCACCUUACUUUGUAAUGAGUUGUUAUGCGGCACGUGUGGAUACCAAUUUUUUACUGGGUCAUGUUCCAACUGUAACUCUUUACUUGGUAAGGAGGAAAAUAAGUUAUUUUCGAUUGCAAUUUUAAUUUUCUCUUUAGUGGUAAUGCAUGAAUGUCUUUUUGUACAUUACUUGGUAAUGGGACGUCAACUCUUUACUUGUUAGGUAAAAAUAUGAUAUUUUCGGUUGCAAUUUUGAAUCAAUAACCCAUUAUUUUACUAUUUACCGGUAAUGUAUGAACAAUUUUUAGUACAUUACUUGGUAAUGGGAUGUCAAUUUUUGCCGAAUUAAUGUCCAAAACCAAAAUGUGUUUUUCCUUUUUUUUUGUGUUUUAAAUAAUUUGCCCUUACGACUUUUGCAGACGCUAUGGCGGUUCACAUAAUCAUGAAUUUUGUAUUCAAAAUAUAUGAUCUAAUCCCAAAGCCUACAAUUUAUGAUAUGAGGUGGAAAUUUUGAAAAAAAUACUGAAAUACAAUAUAAGCUAUUUCCUAAAAUGAUUUUAUAUAAUUUGAUUCUUUUCUCGUGGCCGUUAUAAAUUCUAGGCAAAAUUUUCUUCAAUGUGCAUGAAUUUAUUUUUA